GAUGCCGGCCACGGCGACCGGCGGCGCGCGGGUGGAGGAGGCAGCAGCAGCCGCAGCCGCGCUUUCGGGGUCCUCCUCCGCGCCCUCCUGCAUGGGGACCAGGCCGGAGGAGCUCGCCGCGAGGCUGGCGGCCGGGGGCCCCGGCGUCGUCGCAGCCGGCGAGGGAUUGGAGGGGGAGCAGGAGCGGGUGCUCGCGCUGCGCGAGAUCAAGAACCAGAUCAUCGGGAACCGGACCAAGAAGCUCCUCUACCUCCGCCUCGGCGCCGUGCCAGCGGUCGUCGCCGCGCUGGCCGAGCCCGCCGCGUCGCCGGCCGCGCUCGUGCAGGCGGCGGCCGCCGCAGGGAGCUUCGCGUGCGGCGUGGACGAUGGCGCGCGGGCCGUGCUCGCUGCUGGCGCGGUGGGGCACCUCACGCGGCUCCUCGCCCACGCCGACGACAAGGUUGUCGAUGCAUGCGCCCGUGCUCUCAGAAUGAUAUAUCAAUCAAAACAAGCUCCGAAUUUUGAUGUCAAUAAUGAGAAAAAUAUGGACUUCCUUCUUUCCCUUCUGGACAGCAACAACGAAAAUGUCACUGAGCUGGCUGCUAAUAUUAUAUCACACUCUUGUGAUAGCAAUACAGAACAAUUAGCACUAUGUGGUGCUGGAGUUCCGCAGAAACUUGUUAGUCUUUUUGGAGGUUCUGUGAAUCUGCGGGAUGCUUGUUUAGAUUCUAUGACUGCAAUCGUAAGAAAUAAUUGGGAAGUUGCUUCAAGAUUUGCAUCAAUGGACCACGGAAAAGCUUUCCGUUCAAUAGUUGGGUUAAUACAUGACCGAACCCCGCGCACAAGACUACUUGCUUGUCUGUGCUUGAUUGCAAUUGGGCAUGCUUCUCCUUGUCAUUUUCCAGACAGGCAAAUUAAAACAAAGUUGAUUCUGGUCUUACUAGAGCUCAUCGAAGAACCUGGUCAUGUAGGAGAUGAGGCUCCCUUGGCGUUAACCACCCUUAUAAAGGAUAGUGUGGAACUGCAAAAACAAGCUUUUUCAACAAAUGCAGUUGCAAAGCUUAGCAACCAUCUGGUAGCAAAUUCAUUGGAGACAAGGCGGGCAGUGACUAUAUUGCUUGCUUUAGCUGAACUUUGCUCAAAAGAGGAAGAGUCAAGAUCUCAACUUAUGUCAGGCCAGGUGUCAACCUUGAUACUUGAUGCGUUGAAGCAUGAUUGUGCUGAUAUCCGUAUUGCAGCAUGUUCAUGUCUGAAGAACAUCUCUAGGUCAUCGAAGGUACUUAGUGCGGGUCGCUUAUCCUGCGAUACAAUUGUCGCUCCCUUAGUCCAGCUUUUGUGUGACUCAUCUACUUCAGUUCAGGUUGCUGCCCUGGGUGCUAUUUGCAAUAUUGCAGUGAACUUAACACCAAGGAAAUCUGUUCUUCUUCAUUCUGGGGUCGUCUCCCAGCUGGUUAAUUUAUCCAAGUCGAUGGAUCCAACAUUGAGGCUAAAAUCCGUAUUGGCUCUUAGGAAUAGUAUGUUCCUUCUGAAUCCAAAGGACAAAGACUUCAUUAUGAAGGAGCUAACCAUAUCUACUCUCUCAAGCCUCAUAUGUGAUUCUGAGCAUUUUGUUCAGGAACAGACAUUGGCACUGGUACACAAUCUUCUUGAUGGAUAUGUGGAUGCUGUUAAUUACGUCAUUGGUGAAGAUGGCAUGGUUAUAAAUGCUUUAUCAAGACAGCUGAACAAUGCAUCUACCCCAGGAGUUUGCAUCCAGGGCAUGUUGGUGCUUACAAAUAUGGCAGCUGGGGACGAAUUAAGCAAGGAAGCUGUAAUGGAUGUUAUUGUUCCUCACAGAUCAGAUCGCAUCAAGCCAUCUUUUGUGGUCAACUUUCUGCAGAGCAAGGACAAACAAUUGAGAGUUGCAUCUUUGUGGUGUAUUCUGAACUUAGCUUACCCAAAAAGUGAUGCUUCAUCUACUCGAGUAGCCAGACUGCAAAAUGCUGGGGUAAUUUCACAAGUAAAAAGCAUGAGAAAUGACCCCUGCUUGGAUUGCAAGCUUAGAGUAAGUACGGUGCUUGACCACUGCUGAGACAAUGCUGGUGCCGGUUUCAUGUGAUGAGCCAGCAAGCCAUUGAAGCUUACAUGACACACCAUACAAAUGAGCAAGGAAGCUGAGCGUAGUUUGCACCGCCAUGCCCACCGAGAACCGUGAACCAAUAGCAUGAGUAAGAAGCCCUUGCUGAUCUAUCCUCGUUGCGUCGAGCCUAUCGCUGUAAUUUCUUCCCAUGAGAACUCGAUGACAGCCGGUUUCUGUUGCGGAAGGCUGGCAAUUCCCUUGUUGUAAGCUUGUGUUUGUAAAAGAAUGACACCCCAAGAACCCUGAGUUUGUAAGCAUGCCACCUUGAGAACCUUUGCUGCUUGAUUGCAGCCUGAAGGUCGGAGGCACCAGCUUCGGAGAAUCCCAUUUUUUCAGUGCCACCAGAACCUUUGGGCUGUGUUGUGACUUGUGACGAAGAGUGUAAAAUCGAGCCACCUGUUGCUUUUGUAAAUUGCAUUUUUUUCUCUCGCAUUAAUAAGGCUGUUUUAUCACCUGA
Lolium perenne is the source of this 2555-nucleotide messenger RNA. RefSeq lists its product as uncharacterized. Gene Ontology annotation, cellular component: GID complex. Gene Ontology annotation, biological process: proteasome-mediated ubiquitin-dependent protein catabolic process. Gene Ontology annotation, molecular function: protein binding. The record is from RefSeq and is a predicted model, not a curated record. NCBI's taxonomy places the organism in Eukaryota, Viridiplantae, Streptophyta, Magnoliopsida, Poales, Poaceae.